AUGGCUGACUUUGCGCGUUACUCAACUGGGCCAUCGGCUGAGUGGCUCCGGUUCGAUAAGACCUGGAAAUGGCCUGAGGCUAUUCCCACUAUCACGAUUCGAGAAGCCCGCGAUCAGGCAAAUAGGAAGACCGCGAAGCUAUUUGCUAAUAUCUUGGGACGACCAGAUACUGGUCUCGAAGUCACGGAUUUUGAUAUCCCUACCACAAACGGCGUCAAAAUCCCCAUACGCCUCUACCGGCCCCUUAAGGAGGAUUCGGGCAGUUGCCCUGAGAGCCCGGCCCUCUACAUAUCUUUCCACGGCGGUGGAUACCAUUUUGGAAGCCUAGAGACGGAAGAUCCUCAUUGUCGGCAAACCGCACUGAACACUGCUGGACAGGGUUCCAAUGGGCUGCGCAGAAACGACCUGAGUACGGCAUCGACCCGGAAAAGAUAUUCGUCGGGGGGUGUCAGUGCGGGUGCCAACCUCGCAAUCUCUGUAGCUCUGCGAGCCCUGAGAGAUGAUUCUCUUCCCAGCGUCAAGGGACUCGUUCUUGGCACUCCAUCGGCCGUUCAUCCGGAUCACUUCCCAGUCGAGCUUCUUAAAGGUGGGCAGAGCUUCCUCGAGCUGCACAAAGAUGCGCCGUUUAUCAACGCCCAGAAACUCCGAAACCCCAUUGAUCUUUAUCGUCCAGAUCCGACGGAUCCGUCAUUCUCGCCCCUACUAUGA
Messenger RNA from Fusarium falciforme, 708 nucleotides. RefSeq names its product Abhydrolase-3 domain-containing protein. NCBI's taxonomy places the organism in Eukaryota, Fungi, Ascomycota, Sordariomycetes, Hypocreales, Nectriaceae. The record is from RefSeq and is a predicted model, not a curated record. The transcript has 3 exons. Gene Ontology annotation, molecular function: hydrolase activity. Bases 1 to 708 code for a protein of 235 amino acids.